CUUCUUGGGGAGCCAACAGACAGUCUUCCUUCCACAAAUUUGCAAAGAAAGUUGUCAGAAAGACCAAGGAAUGGGCUCACCAAAACAUGCUGAAAAAUGGUGCUCACUGAGAAAAUCAUGGACAACAAAGGAACUUGAAGACUACAUACUUUCUUUGUAUCCAGGAAUCCCAUUAAACCUGGUUGGAUUUAAUUUGGGGAAGGCAUCAAAAACAAGGAAAAUUGAAAAGGUAGAUUUUCAGUCCGUCAGUCAACUGAAAAAAAGUGUACGUAGGGGGAAAUUAUUUGUUAUACCCAAAAGAACUCUGAUGGAGCCUGAAACAAGUUACCAGGAUGAUUUGCCAGAUAUUUCAGAUCAUGAGAUGGAAAAUGAGAUUGAAAAUUCUGAGGAGGUAAUGUCCUCUAGCUCCUACAUCAUGAAAGGAGUUGCAGUUAGGGCAGUCACGGUUCCCAAAAAUGACUAA
Messenger RNA from Saccostrea echinata, 463 nucleotides. RefSeq lists its product as uncharacterized. The transcript has 5 exons. The record is from RefSeq and is a predicted model, not a curated record. Lineage: Eukaryota; Metazoa; Mollusca; Bivalvia; Ostreida; Ostreidae. The coding region runs from base 71 to 463 and encodes 130 amino acids.